Miniopterus natalensis is the source of this 756-nucleotide messenger RNA. The record is from RefSeq and is a predicted model, not a curated record. NCBI's taxonomy places the organism in Eukaryota, Metazoa, Chordata, Mammalia, Chiroptera, Miniopteridae.
GGUGGAAAUCAUAGGGGCGCUCUCCGGGGAGGGUCCAAUAGAAUAUUCAUCAGCUUUCCAGGUCAGCCAUGUCAUCUGAACCUCCUCCGCCACCGCAGCCCCCCACCCACCAGGCUUCCGUCGGGCUGCUGGACACCCAGCGGACCCACAAUCGCUCACCGUCCCCUCUCCGGAGCAAUGUGGUCCCCAGCCCACUGCCCACUCGUCGUACGAGGACCUUCUCCGCAACGGUGAGGGCCUCGCAGGGCCCCAUCUACAAAGGAGUAUGCAAGUGCUUCUGUCGAUCCAAGGGCCACGGCUUCAUCACCCCUGCUGACGGCGGCCCCGACAUCUUCCUGCACAUCUCCGAUGUGGAAGGGGAGUACGUCCCGGUGGAAGGCGACGAGGUCACCUAUAAGAUGUGCUCCAUCCCGCCCAAGCAUGAGAAGCUGCAGGCCGUGGAGGUGGUCAUCACCCACUUGGCGCCGGGCACCAAGCACGAGACCUGGUCCGGCCACGUCGUCAGCUCCUAGGAGAGGCCAGGAGCACCCCUUCUCCUGGGCUUGUGGGAGACUCUGGGGGGAGGAGGCAGCCGGACUGGAGAUGACAUUCCACUGCCCAAGAUACGGCUUCACAGCAGGGAGUACGGUCCCUUUCAAGUAGCUCCUGGAGGAAGGGGUGUCUGGGGCAGGCACGGGGUGUCUGGGCCACCAGCACAGUCUCUGACCAUCACAACAACCUCACCAUCUGAAAAGUAUUAAAAGCAUUGAACAAGGA